Macrosiphum euphorbiae (potato aphid) is the source of this 954-nucleotide messenger RNA. Lineage: Eukaryota; Metazoa; Arthropoda; Insecta; Hemiptera; Aphididae. The record is from the annotation of a GenBank genome assembly.
AUGGCUGCGUUACCCAAAUAUCGUGUUCAGCAAAUAAAACCAUUUUCGAUCACGGGAGUAGAUUAUGCUGGUCCUGUUCUGAUAAAACGUUCGCACGGACGCUCCUCUGCUUCAAUGUCAGCGUAUAUCUGUUUGUUUGUGUGCACAGCUACCAAGGCACUACACCUGGAGCUGAGUUCUGACCUGAGCACCGAGACUUUUCUAUUAGCAUUUACUCGCUUUGUCGCUCGACGUGGUCCUGUCCGCGAAAUGCAUAGUGAUUGUGGCACAAACUUCGUGGGUGCAUCACGAAUCCUGACUCCGUUGAAAACCUUCCUUCACUCAAGUUCCUUUCAAGAUCGAGCACAUCAACAGUUAGCGAAAACGGGUGUAAAAUGGUUCUUCAAUCCUCCCUCGUCACCACAUUUCGGCGGGUUGUGGGAGGCUGGUGUCAAAUCUGCCAAGGCACUGAUUCUCAGGUCAGUUGGCACACAUCGAUUAACCAGUGAAGAACUAAUGACACUACUCGCCCAAGUUGAAGCCACGCUGAAUUCUAGGCCAUUAGGCGCUUUGAGUAAUGACCCGUCUGAUCUCUCUGCCUUAACGCCCAGCCAUUUUUUAACCCUCGAGCCUUCAGCAAAUCUGCCUGAACCCAACAUAGACUCACUUCCACUGUCUAAGAUGCAACGGUGGCGUCUCAUCACUGACCUGCAUCGCCACUUCUGGUCGAGAUGGAAAAAUGAGUACCUAUCCAGUCUACAACACCGGAGAAAAUGGUCUGACAAUCAAGGGAAAUUGGCUCUUGAUGAUCUUGUCCUGAUCAAAGAGCCCACGGCUCCUCUUCAUUGGCCCCUCGGACGAAUCGUAAAGCUGCAUCCUGGAUCGGACGGAGUUUCCCGCGUUGCAACCGUUCGAACUGCAACGGGCCUCCUGACCAGACCUGCUGUCAAGCUUUGUCCUCUACCUUCUCCUUGA